This is a messenger RNA of Rodentolepis nana, 831 nucleotides long. NCBI's taxonomy places the organism in Eukaryota, Metazoa, Platyhelminthes, Cestoda, Cyclophyllidea, Hymenolepididae. The record is from the annotation of a GenBank genome assembly.
AUGUUCAGGAUGCCGUUCUCUUGGUAUGAUAGUGAGAAUGUGAAGAUUGUAAAGGAAGCCAUCAAUACAAAGUCUUCUAAUUGCAUAGAUGCUUAUCAGGCGUUACUUCGACACUGCGCAACUGGACGGUUAUCUUUCGCCGAAUUAUUGGAUGCAUCCAUGAAGGAAAUGGGCGAAUCGGUUAAGAAAUGUAUGAAUUUUGCAAAUGUUCUUCUAAUGCUCUAUGAUUUUUUUGGAACGUCUUUUUCUGAUGCUCUAAAUAACGAGAAACUCCAAAAACGUUUUGAAGAGAUUUUAAUAUCUAUGAUUCCGAUAAAUAAUUUGGCUUCUCGAAAAUUGGCCUGGCUAAUGAAGUCUAUUUUUCCGAAAUCGGAAAGCGGCUUGUUGGGACUUUGUCAUUUGGAAGGAAUUAAUCUGUCAUCUUGGAUUCCAGAACUGUCUGCUGCCGAUUUAAAUAGGCUUCUAAGGAAUGCUCAUAAUGAAAGCAAAGAGGAUAAUACAAUUGAUUCUAUUAAACGGAAACUUUCUCAAAUGAAUGAUAUAAGGGAAGCUCAAAUAACAAAAAAACGUGUUGGCGAAUAUAUCGUAUUAUUACAGAGAGACCAUAAGUUUAUACAGAAUGUUAUGGAUUCUUUUAUUCCCCUUGAACAUAAAGAAAAUCCUUUGGAAGAACUUUUGAAACACGCAACCGAGAUUAUGGAUCAAGUCAAUGCUCUUCUGGUACGUUCUAUUACCGUCUUUGGUUUGAAUUUGUUUUGCUUAUCCGUUUAUUUAAUAUAUUCUAUGAGUAAUUUUUUCUUUAUUGAUUAUCUUCGUUUUCAACGAUUUUGA